Messenger RNA from Cygnus olor (mute swan), 1788 nucleotides. RefSeq names its product zinc finger CCCH domain-containing protein 11A-like. NCBI's taxonomy places the organism in Eukaryota, Metazoa, Chordata, Aves, Anseriformes, Anatidae. The record is from RefSeq and is a predicted model, not a curated record. The transcript is spliced from 11 exons. Gene Ontology annotation, molecular function: metal ion binding.
UCCACUGUCGCUUUCGCUAACUUUCUAUCACUCACUCCUCGUGUGUGUCUAAACACAUAUGUGUGUAUGCGUAUGCACAUUUGUGUAUUUAUAUGCACUGGUGUGUUUUUUGCUGUACAGGUAAUAAAGACGGGGAAAGGUUUUUGUGUUUUCUUAAUAGGUGAAGAAAUCGUGAAGACCAGAGAUUGGAACAUACUGAAUUUUAAAUUAAAAAAAAAAAAAAGUUAAAUUGUCUGGCUGUGGAAGAUGGAUCCUCAUUUUUGCAGCCACUUUGAAUCACAAGUUCAUCUCUAAAUGCACUGUUUCUUUUUUGUUUUGUUUUGUUUUGUGGUGUUUUUUUUUUUUUUUUUGGCUUUUAUUUUUUGAAGAGCUAACUAACCCUGGCUGUCUCCAGUCUGAGAGAGUAUUCAAAUGGACUUGCUUCCUCCAUUAGUUAUAAGCUGUUUAAAAGCACAUCCUAUGUUUGAAUUGUGGAUGAGAGGUUCCCUUGGCAAAGUGAGGAGGAAAAUUCUUCCUACCCCUUUAUUAUUAAUUCACGGAUUCAGUGUUGGUUCGGCCUACAGGAGAAGUUAACUGGAAGUCUUUGAAGAUCGAUAACUUUGCUGAGGUUGUCCAGGGUUACUUUUAAAAAGAAGAUUUCACUGAUCACAAGCCAGUAGAAGACUUUCAACCCAAGCAAGGGUGAAGACAGCUCUCUCCAAGAGCAGAGGAAGUCCCUGUGGAGAGAACCCGAGCUUGUUAUCAGAACUUGUCAGCAUGUCUAAACAAGGAGACGAUUGCUACUUCUAUUUCUAUUCUACCUGUACCAAGGGAGACAACUGUUCCUUCCGCCACUGCGAAGCUGCUCUGGGGAACGAGACGGUCUGCACGCUGCAGCAGGAGGGUCGUUGUUUCAGGAAUGUCUGCCGAUUCAGACACAUGGAAAUUGAUAAAAAGCGCAGUGAGAUUCCGUGCUACUGGGAGAACCAGCCAGUAGGCUGUCAGAAAGCCAACUGUGCUUUUCAUCACACAAAGGGACGUUACAUCGAUGGAGUCUUCUUACCACCAAGCAAGACUCCACUGCCAAGUCCGCCUGAGUCCACGGACGAUGAUUUGAAAGUGGCUCAGAUGUCACUGCAGCAAAAGAAACUUUCUGUCCAGUCCAAUCCCUCUCCAUAGCUAAGGGGGGUGAUGAAAGUGGCAAACUCUGAAAAUGUCCCAAGCCCUACACACCCUCCAGUUGUAAUCAAUGCUGCAGAUGAUGAUGAAGAUGAUGACGAACAGUUUUGUGAGGAAGGAGAAGAAAGUAAAAUUCCCGUCCAGCAACCAGCUGAGGAAGGCCAAAAUGGAUUACGGAUGAUUUCCACUCGGAAAGCCAGUGCUACUACUGCUAAACAAGAGGACGGUCUGAAUUUUGGAAUAAAAACACUUGAAGAAAUCAAAUGGCAGAAAAUGAAGGAAAAAACUAAGAGACACGGUGAAGGUCCUUCAAGAUCUUCUCUUCCUCCCGUCGAUUCUAUGAUUUUUCCUACUCCGGAAAAGGAAAAUGUCCGGACAGUGGUGAGAACUGUGACACUGUCUACAGAGGAAGGGGAGGAACCUGUGGUUCGACUAGAUCUCGCUGAGAAACAAGGAAAAUGGAAAGCCUCCGUGGCUGAUGUAAGCGCCCUUCCAGUGAAGCGCAGCCUUGCUGAAAGGCUGGGGAAGAAGGUGGAGGUUCCGGGAAAUGCUGACAAAGCACCGAAGAGAGGUACAGCUCCUAAACAGGCAUCUGGAUUUGAUUCCCGGCUCAAGUUGCCAAGUCUGUGA